GCGCGCAGAGCGACACCGGGAGCGCGACUCUGGAGCAGAUCAGAUUCAGGCAGCAGGUCGAUCAGUCGGUGAACCGGGCGGCCCCGAGUCCCGUAUAUUUUGAAAUAGAGAUUUGUUGGCGUCGUCGGCAGCAGUAGAAGUCGUCGAGCCCAUGGUGUUUGUGGAUAUCCCUCUUGUGGACUAAAAACGUGUGCACGGAAAGUUUUUAUUUCUGCAGCGCGUACAUAGAGGCGCACUCACUGAGGAACGGACAGGGUCACCAACCGACGCCGUCCACCAUGUCGGGGAACAGGGAGGAGGAGAGGAGAAAACUGGCUGACAUCAUCAACCACUGGAACGCCAACCGGCUCGACCUGUUCGAGAUCAGCCGUCCCACAGAGGACUUGGAGUUCCAUGGCGUGAUGAGGUUCUACUUCCAGGAUCGGGUUGCCGGCAACUUUGCCACCAAGUGCAUCAGAGUUUCCAGCACAGCCACAACGCAGGACGUCAUCGAGACGUUAGCGGAGAAGUUCAGACCAGACAUGAGGAUGCUGUCAUCGCCAAAAUACUCUCUGUACGAAGUUCACGUCAGUGGAGCAGAGCGUCAGCUGGACCUGGAUGAGAAGCCUCUCGUCGUUCAGUUGAACUGGAACAAAGACGACAGAGAGGGGCGGUUCGUCCUGAAGAACGAGAACGACAUCCUGCCCAAGAAGAGCCAAAGUAAUGGACCAGAGAAGGAGAAGGAUGGAGUUAUUCAGAAUUUCAAAAGAACUUUGUCCAAGAAGGAGAAGAAGAAGGAAAAGAAGAGAGAAAAGGAGUUUGCCCGAGUCCCUGAUGGAGAUGAGCAAACACUCAGCCGGGAGGACGGAGAAAACCGGCUGGCAGCAGAGGUCUACAAGGACAUGCCUGAGACCAGCUUCACCAGGACCAUCUCCAACCCGGAGGUGGUGAUGAAGAGGAGACGUCAGCAGAAGCUGGAGAAACGCAUGCAGGAGUUCAUGAGCAGUGAUGGGAGGCCAGACUCAGGAGGGACUUUGCGGAUUUACGCCGACAGCUUGAAGCCCAACAUCCCAUACAAGACCAUCCUGUUGUCCACCAGAGACACGGCCGACUUUGCUGUCGUGGAGGCGCUGGAGAAGUAUGGACUGGAGAAGGAAAACCCCAGAGAGUACUGCAUCGCCAGGCAGGACGAUAAAUCAGGGAAGGACGUGAUUUUGGACGACUGUGAGUGUCCGCUGCAGAUCUUCAGAGACUGGCCCACAGACAGAGGGGCGCGGGUGUUCCAGCUGAAGAAGAGACCUCCUGACUACCAGGCGAGGAAGGGAAGGAAGUUGGAUGACAAGGGAAUCAGAGCCAAGGAUGGUAGCACUUUACUGCCGCCCGAGAAACUGCCUUAUCUGGUGGAGCUGAGCCCAGGGAGAGGGAAUCACUAUGCCUACUACGCUUAUCGGCACCAUGAAGACGGCUCAGACUCCAGGGACAAACCAAAGCUUUACCGCCUUCAGCACAGCAUCACUGAGGUCGGCUCAGACUGUACAGAUGACGGAGCCAUUCAGCUGCUAGGUCCAGGGAUCCUCCCACAUCACUGUAACCUGAUGCACAGCGAGGGCAUGGUGACUGUGACGCCGCACGGACCCGACGCCGACACCUUUGUUGACGGCCAACGCAUCUCUGAGACAACGGUGCUGCGUCCAGGCUCCACCCUGCAGUUCGGUUCGGCUCACGUCUUUAAAUUUGUGGAUCCGAUGUUUGACCAGGGAGGGAAGAGAGAUCCGACCGCCAUGAUGAGGAGCCGACACAAGGGAAGUGUACCAGAAACCACCUUUGACCUUCAAGGGGACGUCCACAGUGGCGCUGCGCUGCCAACCAGCAAGAGCUCAGGAAAGCUGGAAAUGGAGAGAGGAAUGGUCAAACCCAUGAUCCGAGGAGAGCAGCAGGACAGCAGGUCUCAGGACAUGUCAGGGGACAGGACGGAGCUGACUCUCCCUGCCAGCAUCGAAUUCAGAGACAACUCUGAAGACACCUUCCUGUCAGCCAUCAUCAACUACACCAACAGCUCCACGGUCCACUUCAAACUCUCCCCCACCUAUGUCCUGUACAUGGCCUGUCGCUUUGUCCUGUCUCCGUCCUACCGGCCGGACAUGUCUCCUUCAGAGCGGACGCACAAAGUCAUCGCCAUCGUCAACAAGAUGGUGAGCAUGAUGGAGGGAGUCAUCCAGGAGAUUCGUGAUGAGGAUCAGAAGCAGAAGAACAUCGCAGGAGCGCUGGCUUUCUGGAUGGCCAACGCCUCCGAGCUCCUGAACUUCAUCAAACAGGACCGAGACCUGAGCCGGAUCUCACUGGACGCACAGGACAUCCUGGCACAUCUGGUCCAGAUGGCCUUCAAGUACCUGGUCCACUGUCUCCAGGCUGAUUUAAACAACUAUAUGCCAGCCUUCCUGGACGACCCUGAGGAACACAGUCCACAGAGACCUAAGAUAGAGGACGUCCUGCACACUCUGACGGGGGCCAUGUCUCUGCUGCGACGAUGUCGGGUCAACGCCGCCCUGACCAUCCAGCUCUUUUCGCAGCUUUUUCACUUCAUCAACAUGUGGCUCUUCAACAAGCUGGUGACGGACAAAGACUCGGGCCUGUGCUGCCACUACUGGGGCGCCAUCCUGCGGCAGCAGCUGAGCCACAUCGAGGCCUGGGCGGAGAAGCAGGGGCUGGAGCUGGCCGCCGACUGUCACCUCAGUCGAAUUGUUCAGGCCACCACUCUGCUCACCAUGGACAAGUACUCCAUGCAGGACGUGCAGAACGUCCACAACACCUGCUUCAAGCUCAACUCCCUGCAGCUGCAUGCACUCAUGACCAACUACCACUGUGCUCCUGAUGAGCCGUACAUUCCUCCUGAGCUGAUUGACCACGUGGUGGCAGUAGCUGAAAACACAGCCGACGAGCUGGCGAGGAGUGACGGGCGGGAGGUCCAGCUGGAGGAGGACCCUGACCUCCAGCUGCCCUUCCUCCUGCCGGAGGACGGCUACUCCUGUGACGUGGUGCGCAGCCUCCCCAACGGCCUGCAGGACUUCCUGGAUCCACUGCUACAGAGAGGUUUCUGUCGGUUGCUGCCUCACCCCCGCUCUCCUGGUACCUGGACUGUGCACUUUGAAGGAGCCGACUGCGACAGCCACUUCUCCUCAGUGGAAAACUCUGAGAUGCCAAUGAGGAAAGAGCCGGAGGUCGUCACGGUAACCCUGAAGAAGCACAAUGGCAUGGGCCUCAGCAUCGUGGCCGCCAAGGGUGCUGGUCAGGAGAAGCUGGGCAUCUACAUCAAGUCUGUGGUCAAAGGCGGAGCCGCUGACAUGGACGGCCGGUUGGCUGCAGGAGACCAGUUACUAAGUGUGGACGGUCGCAGUCUGGUCGGCCUGUCGCAAGAGAGGGCGGCAGAGUUGAUGACGAGGACGGGCUCGGUGGUGACCCUGGAGGUCGCCAAACAGGGCGCCAUCUACCACGGACUGGCCACGCUUCUCAACCAGCCCAGUCCCAUGAUGCAGAGAGCAUCAGACCGAGGCCGUGAGAAGAACGGCAAAAUGCGACCGAAAAGUGAAGGCUUCGAGUUGUACAACAACACGGUGCAGAAUGGUUCCCCUGAGAGUCCACAGCCCAGCUGGGACUGCUACCCCGAACCAAAGAAGAUGAGCAGUGAGGACCGGCUCCUGAAGAACCGAGCCGAUCACCGCUCCAGCCCCAACGUAGCCAAUCAGGGUCAGAGUCCUGCAGGGAAGGCAGUUUAUCCUGGAGGACCUGGCACUAAGAUCACCUCCGUCUCCACAGGAAACCUGUGUGCAGACGACGAACCCUCACCUCCUCGUCCAGAGGCCUAUCCCAUCCCCACGCAGACCUACUCCAGAGACUACUUCACUGUCCCGGCCUCCAAGAGCCAGGACCGUGUGGUAGGUCCAGGUCAGCCGCCACCACAGCAAUGGCAGGGUGUGGAUGAACGAGAGCAGCUCCCUGUGGUUGAGAAUAUUCACAACAGCAUGCAGCGAGUAAAUCACUCCCAGGAGGACCUGUAUCCUCCACCAGGGGGCAUGAGACUGGAUGAGCGCAUGCAGCCUCUCUACCAGCAGGACUUCCAGCAUCGGGACAUGGACUACCAACACAGAGAUAUGGACUACCAGAGAGGUCCACCAGGAGGAGGUUCUGACCACUGGGCCCCCCAGUCUCAGAUUCCUUCUUCACUGGAGUCGUCCACGUCCAGCCAGGAACACCUCAACUUCUCCGCCUCCUCGUCCUCCUCCAACAAGGGCGCGAACCAGAAGACCGGUCCAGGGCGAUGGAAGACGCCCAACACCCCACACGUCGUACCGCCACACUCGGUCCAGCAGCCGUCCCGCUCCGACCUGCCCCCGCCACCUCCUCCACCGCCGGCCGCUUACCCAGUGGCCUACGACCCGUACGACCCUCAGCCUGAGCUGCCGCUGCCGCCACCUCCCUCUGCUGCCGUCACACCCGCAGCGGCCCAGCAGGCCGCCGACCGCAAAAAGCGAGAGGAGCAGCAGCGCUGGUACGAGAAAGAAAAGGCUCGACUGGAUGAGGAAAGAGAGAGGAAGAGGAGGGAGCAGGAGAGGAAGUUGGGUCAGAUCCGGGCCAACCCCAUCAUGCCGGUGCAGCCUCACAAUGGUGGUUCGAUGCCGCCUCCUCACCACCAGCCUCCUCCUACGUCUGCAGCACCUCCUCAGUCUUACCCUCCUCCUCAGCCUCAGCCGCAACCUCCUUCAUCCAGACCAGAGAAGCUGUCCAGUCUGCCGCGGUCGGCUGUCCCUCCACCCGCCAGUGCCUCCACCCCUGCCGGAAUGGACACGGUGAUCAGGGAGCUGCUCCCGCAGCAGCAGCCGCGCACCAUCGAGCGACGUGACUUGCAGUACAUCACCAUCAGCAAGGAGGAGCUGGCGUCCAGCGACAGUCUGUCGCCAGACCCCUGGAAAAGGGACGCCCGUGAAAAGGCCGAGAAGCAGCAGCAGCUCCACAUCGUUGACCUCCUGGACAAGGAGAUCCAGGAGCUUCAGUCGAAACCAGAACGAACAGCAGAGGAGAGCGACCGGCUCAGGAAGCUCAUGCUGGAGUGGCAGUUCCAGAAGCGGCUGCAGGAGUCCAAGCAGAGCGACGAGGACGAUGAGGAGGAGGACGACGAGGACAUGGACACGGUGUUGAUCAUGCAGAGGCUGGAGGCCGAGAAGAGAGCCAGGCAGCAGACUGCUGUCCCAGCUAUCUCUGUUCUAGACUUGUUGCAGGACGAGGAGCGACGGCGUAAGCAGCAGCUGGAGGAGAUCCGUAAGCGGGAGGCGGAGGAGCGAGUGAAGCAGGAGGAGGAGCAGCGCAGAUGGAGGGAGGAGGAGAGAGCCAGACGAGAGACGGAGGAGAAGAGGAGACAGGAGGAAGAGUACUACACUCGCCUGGAGGCCGAGCGGCGCCGGCAGCACGAGGAGGCGGAGAGGAAGCUGCUGACGCCCGACGAACCGGCCGCCGGUCUGUACCGGCCGCCGCUGCCCCGGGACUACCACCCCCCCACUUCCCCAAACCCACCAACUCCUACUAACAACAACACACCCCCACCCCCACCACAGAGAAACACCUCCUACCUCAAAACCCAGGUGGUCUCCCCCGACACGCUCUACACCGCCAAGUUCGUCUCCUACGCAGGCGACGAGGAAGACGAGGAGGAAGGCAAGGAAACAACCAGAGCAGGGAUCGUUGGCGGCGGUGGGGCUAAGCUGACGGCGACCCGGAAGUCGUACGGCGACCUCCCGGCCACCGUCUCAGCCAACCACAGCAGGCCGCAGCCGCCACCUACUGCGCGCAAGCCCCGCCCCGUUUCAGACGGCAUCUUCCUGUCCAGCUCAUUCCAGCCGCCGCUCAGCAACAACAACUCCAACAGUACAGGCCCCCCCCUCCCUGCCAAACCCAGCUUUGUGCCCCCGCCAGGAGGCUUUAAAGGAUACAACUCGUACACUGGAAACUCCGCAGCCUUUGUAGGGACGGGAGACGUCUACAAGGACAAGUGGACAAGAAGCCAGGAGCAGGAGAACUCCGUUCCCGGUGCUCCGGAGAGUCUGACCUUUAAGGAGCGGCAGCGUCUCUUCUCCCAGGGGAAGGAAGUUUCCAACAAGGUGAAGGCGUCACGUAAACUGAUGGAGUUGGAGAACGAGCUCAACACCAAGUAGUAGUGCUGGCUCCCUCCGACCCCCGCCGCUCCACCCCCAC
Cynoglossus semilaevis (tongue sole) is the source of this 6222-nucleotide messenger RNA. RefSeq names its product afadin, adherens junction formation factor a (gene afdna). Gene Ontology annotation, biological process: regulation of protein localization; signal transduction. Gene Ontology annotation, molecular function: cell adhesion molecule binding. The transcript has 39 exons. The coding region runs from base 279 to 6182 and encodes 1967 amino acids. Gene Ontology annotation, cellular component: adherens junction. The record is from RefSeq and is a predicted model, not a curated record. Lineage: Eukaryota; Metazoa; Chordata; Actinopteri; Pleuronectiformes; Cynoglossidae.